AUGGCACAUCCCACACAACUAGGUUUACAAGAUGCAGCUUCACCAGUGAUAGAAGAACUUCUACACUUCCACGAUCACGCCUUAAUAAUCGUCUUCCUUAUUAGCACACUAGUUCUUUAUAUUAUUGUAGCCAUAGUCUCCACUAAGCUAACCAAUAAAUAUAUUCUAGACUCCCAAGAAAUUGAAAUUAUUUGAACAAUUCUUCCAGCAGUGAUUCUUAUCCUAAUUGCACUUCCGUCUCUUCGCAUUCUUUAUUUAAUGGACGAAAUUAACGACCCUCACAUUACAAUUAAAGCCAUAGGCCACCAAUGAUACUGAAGCUAUGAAUAUACCGACUACGAAGAUCUUGGAUUCGACUCAUACAUAAUCCCCACACAAGACCUAACCCCAGGCCAAUUCCGUUUACUGGAAGCCGACCACCGAAUGGUCGUUCCCUUGGACUCCCCAGUUCGAGUACUAGUCUCUGCCGAAGAUGUGCUUCACUCAUGAGCAGUACCAGCCCUAGGUGUAAAAAUAGAUGCCGUCCCUGGUCGUCUAAACCAAACAGCCUUUGUCACAUCCCGACCAGGGGUAUUUUACGGACAAUGCUCAGAAAUUUGUGGUGCAAACCAUAGCUUUAUGCCAAUUGUGGUAGAAGUUGUUCCCCUAGAACACUUCGAAAACUGAUCCUCAUUUAUACUUCAAGACGCCU
Epinephelus fuscoguttatus (brown-marbled grouper) is the source of this 691-nucleotide messenger RNA. Lineage: Eukaryota; Metazoa; Chordata; Actinopteri; Perciformes; Serranidae. The record is from the annotation of a RefSeq genome assembly.